Messenger RNA from Aspergillus ochraceoroseus IBT 24754, 2624 nucleotides. Its product is annotated as dolichyl-diphosphooligosaccharide--protein glycosyltransferase subunit STT3. Gene Ontology annotation, cellular component: membrane. The record is from RefSeq and is a predicted model, not a curated record. NCBI's taxonomy places the organism in Eukaryota, Fungi, Ascomycota, Eurotiomycetes, Eurotiales, Aspergillaceae. The coding region runs from base 108 to 2336 and encodes 742 amino acids. Gene Ontology annotation, molecular function: dolichyl-diphosphooligosaccharide-protein glycotransferase activity. The transcript is spliced from 6 exons. Gene Ontology annotation, biological process: post-translational protein modification.
GCAACUCUCCAACCCCGGUACCAUCACUUCUCCGGACAGGACGAGGGCCCUCCUGUCUUGUUUCUCUUGUCCAUUGGAAUUUGUCUUUUCUUUCCCUCCUGGCCAUCAUGGCCGAAUCUUCCAUGGAUGCCCUUUUCAAGGGCAGCUCCGGCAGAAGUACGCGCGGUCUUCUACGCAUCAUCAUUCUAGUGACCAUUGCUGCCGCUGCUGUUUCUAGUCGACUGUUCAGUGUUAUCCGAUUCGAGAGUAUUAUUCACGAAUUCGAUCCUUGGUUCAAUUUCCGUGCUACAAAAUAUCUAGUUCAGCAUGGCUUUUAUGAGUUCUGGGACUGGUUUGACGACCGCACAUGGCAUCCUCUUGGGCGGGUCACCGGAGGUACCCUGUACCCUGGCCUCAUGGUAACAAGUGGCGUUAUCUACCACCUUCUCCGAUUCCUGACGAUUCCCGUUGACAUUCGCAACGUUUGUGUCUUAAUGGCACCCGGAUUCUCUGGGUUGACAGCCCUGGCAAUGUAUCUUCUAACUAAUGAGAUGACGACCUCCCCCUCCGCCGGUCUCCUUGCCGCUGCUUUUAUGGGCAUCACCCCCGGAUACAUCUCGCGCUCCGUGGCUGGCAGCUACGACAACGAAGCCAUUGCUAUUUUCCUUCUGGUUUUUACCUUCUUCCUCUGGAUCAAGGCUGUUAAGAUUGGAUCCAUCAUGUGGGGCGCCCUCACUGCCCUUUUCUACGGAUACAUGGUUUCAGCAUGGGGUGGAUAUGUCUUCAUCACCAACUUGAUUCCCCUGCAUGUCUUCGUCCUUCUCUGCAUGGGCCGAUAUAGCUCUAGACUUUAUAUUAGCUACACCACCUGGUAUGCGCUUGGAACUCUGGCCAGCAUGCAAAUUCCUUUUGUUGGAUUCUUGCCAAUCCGGAACAGCGACCACAUGUCCGCCUUAGGGAUCUUUGGUCUCCUUCAACUUGUUGCGUUUGCGGAGUUCGUCCGUGGUUUCAUUCCAGGCAAACAGUUCCAAAGACUUCUUACUGCCACUAUCAUACUCACUUCGGGUAUCGCCUUUGUUGGACUGGUCGGAUUGAGCAUGUCAGGUGUCAUUGCCCCCUGGAGCGGUCGCUUCUAUUCCCUGUGGGACACUGGCUAUGCUAAGAUUCAUAUUCCAAUCAUCGCGUCUGUUUCUGAGCAUCAGCCCACCGCCUGGCCAUCGUUCUUCUUUGAUCUGAACUUCCUGAUCUGGCUCUUCCCUGCUGGUGUUUACAUUUGUUUCCGUGAUCUCAAGGAUGAGCAUGUGUUUGUCAUCAUCUAUGCGGUUCUUGCAAGCUACUUUGCUGGUGUCAUGGUUAGACUCAUGUUGACCUUGACCCCAAUUGUGUGUGUUGCGGCGGCGCUGGUCUUGUCUUACAUCCUCGAUACUUACCUGAAGACAUCCCCUGGCCCCAAUACCCGUGGUAGAACCAAUGAUGACCCCUCUUCCGAGGGUCUCCGUUCUGCGCGGACCCCUGAAGUUGGAAUCACCUCUUACUUCUCCAAGAUCGUCACCACGGGAGCCAUGAUUGUUUACCUCCUCUUAUUCGUUGCCCACUGUACCUGGGUUACAUCCAAUGCGUAUUCAUCCCCAUCCGUGGUUCUGGCUAGCCGCAUGCCAGACGGGAGCCAAUUUAUCAUCGAUGACUACCGAGAGGCAUACUAUUGGCUUCGUCAAAACACCCCCCAGAACGCCAAGAUCAUGUCCUGGUGGGACUACGGCUACCAAAUUGGUGGCAUGGCAGAUCGCCCAACGCUUGUUGACAACAACACAUGGAAUAACACUCACAUCGCCACCGUUGGAAAGGCCAUGAGCUCGCGUGAGGAAGUUAGCUACCCCAUCCUUCGCCAACAUGAUGUCGACUAUGUCUUAGUUGUCUAUGGUGGCUUGCUAGGAUACUCUGGCGAUGACAUCAACAAAUUCCUCUGGAUGGUCCGUAUUGCCGAAGGUAUCUGGCCCGAUGAGGUCAAGGAACGGGACUUCUUCACUUCACGUGGAGAAUAUCGGGUCGAUGACCAGGCCACUCCCACCAUGCGCAACAGUUUGAUGUACAAAAUGUCGUACUACAACUUUAACAAGCUUUUCCCUAUGGGUCAAGCCAUGGACCGUGUUCGCGGCUCUAAGCUUCCUGCCGAAGGUCCUCAGCUUUCCACCCUCGAAGAAGCUUUCACCAGUGAGAACUGGAUUAUCCGUAUUUAUAAGGUCAAGGACCUCGACAACUUUGGCCGAGACCACAACAGCGCGGUUGCAUUUGACCAAGGCAGCAAGCGAAAACGGACAACUAAGAAGAAGGGUCCCCGAGUUCUCAGGUCCGAAUAAGUGAGGGGGUUGAGCUUCCUUUAUUUAAGGAUCGUGUAAUUAAGGGAAGAACUCCCUUUUGUUUGUUUAGAAUUUUUUUUUUUUCAUUUUCAUGUCUUUGUAUUUAUUUUUUACCUGUUCGGAUGGGGGAAGAAGAAGGUUCAUAAAAAAAAAAGCAUCUAAAUGCCCCGAAGUCAAAGACAUUUAUUUGGCUUGUAUAGCCAAAACCCAAUGAAUCCAACAACGAUCACCAUGUACCCGACCAAUUUUCCCUUGGGAGGCAAAUAAUUGCGUCAAUGUAAUGAAUUU